Molecule: messenger RNA, 777 nt
Organism: Symbiodinium natans
Lineage: Eukaryota; Dinophyceae; Suessiales; Symbiodiniaceae
Source: the annotation of a GenBank genome assembly
AUGUUGCAGGUCCACCUGGGGCUGUCAGGAGAGCAGGUGAUAGAUGUACCUGCGGAUGACAUCGCAGAGUAUGAGCUGACCGAGGGACGGCGACUGAAGUCCUACCUGCAGCGCAAGCUGUUUUUGCAAGAUGUGAGGUUGCGGCUGCUGAAGGAUGAGAGCUUUGAUUUAGACGACUAUGACAAGGUGGAGGCACCCAUGAGACUCCAUCUUAUCAAGCAGCCUCGUUUCCUGCCAGCUUCGCUUGAAGAAAGGGACAAGCUCGUGUUUGCCGCGAAGAUGGGGUUCGCCUGGCAGGUGGAAGAGAUCCUCGCUCGGCCCCAAGAUCCAAAUCUCCACAGCCAAGGGGUCACAGCUCUUGGCGUCGCAUGUCAAGAGGGGUGGCUGGACAUUGCAACUUUACUCCUGAAAGGAGGUGCCAGCAGGUACAUGCGUUCCGGGCCCAAAUGUCCUGCACAGACACCUCUUCGCUUGGCGUAUUUUUCGGGCCAUCUAAGCAUCAUGCGUCUCCUGCUCCAGGCUGGCUCAGAGGAUGAGACUUUGACGGGCGAGGAGUCAAUUCUGAUCAUGGCCGCCAAGAGGGGACAGAUGGAGAUUCUGCGCAUGUUCCUCGAGAUCGCCCGCAAGGACGAUGUCUCACCAGAGAAGCUUGCAGCUGCGGCGCGCAUGGCACGUCGCGCAGACCAUUUUGAAAUCGCAUGCCAACUGAUGGAAUCUGGUGGGGAAAAUGAGGCCGUUCUCGUGGGCAUGCCCCCAGAGAUCUCAGAUGAAAGCUAG